Lolium rigidum is the source of this 902-nucleotide messenger RNA. RefSeq lists its product as uncharacterized. The record is from RefSeq and is a predicted model, not a curated record. Bases 9 to 902 code for a protein of 297 amino acids. The transcript is spliced from 3 exons. NCBI's taxonomy places the organism in Eukaryota, Viridiplantae, Streptophyta, Magnoliopsida, Poales, Poaceae.
GCCUGAAAAUGUUGCAGCUGUGUACAGUGCGGAUUACGGAUGAUGAGUUAGGGUGCCUUCUAUCCAAUUCCUUUGCUUUGGAACACUUGCAGCUUCUACAUUGUGAUGAUAUAAUUCACCUUGAGAUACCUUCCCUGCUGCAGCGGCUCAAAUUCCUGGAGGUGUUUGAAUGUUCGAACCUCCAUGUCAUUGAGAACAAAGCUCCAAAUAUCUCCAGAUUUCGCUUUGGAGGUUAUGAAGAGCAACUCUCACUUGGGGAGUCGCUCAAAAUGAAGAACAUGAUGUUGCACCAUAACUGUGCUAUCAGUCAUGCUGUUGAAAACCUUCCUCCCUGUGUGCCGAAUCUUCUGAGUCUUACCAUAUGUUCUACUUGUGAGAAAAUCAAUGUGCCAGUGGUAUCUAGCAAAUUCCUCCACCUCAAGUUCUUGAGUAUUCAAUUUUUUGGAGGGUACUUCAACCGGGACUAUGAUUAUUUAUUUUUGGUUUCUUAUUUUGAUGCCGCUCCUUCCAUGGAGAAGUUUGUCUUGUAUGUGAAAAGGCAGUGCAAGUAUGAGUCGUUUCAGGGAGAUCCCUCCUCUCUGCGGCGAAUGCCAGACCACUGCCAUAAAAAACUCAAGAGUGUGAAGAUCACUGGUUUCUGCCCCCAAAAGAGCAUGGUUGAGCUGACAUGUCAUAUUCUUAAGAAUGUAAGGUCACUGAAGUCCCUUACUUUGGACCCUAGUCCUGUGAAUAAUCGGUGCUCUGGCAAUAUAUUGAACAAUGGAUGCCCUCCCCUGGAAACUGCAUACAGAAGGGAGGAACAUAGAACUAUCUUGGCUAUAAGAACAUACAUCGAGGGUGAAGUACCUCCUACAGUUACUUUAAGCGUUCUUGAGCCCUGUGCCCGGUGCCAUGCUUUGUGA